AUGGGCGAAAUAGGUUCGCCUGAGCAGCAUGGUGGCUCUGCGACGGUCGACAUUUGUGGCACGGGUGUGAACAAUAGUGGCAUGAUUGGGAGGAGCGAGGAACUGUUUUUGGUGGCUUGUGCGUGUGGCGUGGGCGUUUCGGUUGUGUGUCGCAUGCGGCCAGUGAAUGGAGUGGAGGUGGACACGUCUGCGGGACUCUCCUUUCGAUUCAGCCA
Molecule: messenger RNA, 215 nt
Organism: Eimeria acervulina
Lineage: Eukaryota; Apicomplexa; Conoidasida; Eucoccidiorida; Eimeriidae
Exons: 4
Source: RefSeq, a predicted model, not a curated record